Chelonia mydas (Green sea turtle) is the source of this 5610-nucleotide messenger RNA. RefSeq names its product ribosomal protein S6 kinase B1 (gene RPS6KB1). Gene Ontology annotation, biological process: lipid metabolic process; cellular response to insulin stimulus; intracellular signal transduction. The transcript has 15 exons. Gene Ontology annotation, molecular function: phosphatidylinositol-4,5-bisphosphate phospholipase C activity; ATP binding; protein serine/threonine kinase activity. The coding region runs from base 254 to 1762 and encodes 502 amino acids. The record is from RefSeq and is a predicted model, not a curated record. NCBI's taxonomy places the organism in Eukaryota, Metazoa, Chordata, Testudines, Cheloniidae.
ACGAGCCCCAACUGAGGUCGCACGCCGUGGUGCGUUCUGCGCAUGUUCAGUGUGGUCCCUUGCGGUCACCAGGUUGGGUCAGGCGCCUGCGCCGUAGACGGAGUCAGGGCGGGGGCGCAGCCGCGCUGAAGCCUGGCAGCCGGCGAUGGCGGCCGUGGCGGCGUUAGGGGCUGCGGGCCCAUGAGGCGGCCCAGGCCCCGCGGACUCAGCACAGCGAGGAAGGGGCGGCGGAGGCGCUGCUCGCAUCCAGGCCAUGGCGGGCGUGUUCGACAUUGACCUGGACCAGCCCGAAGACGCGGGUUCGGACGAGGAGUUGGAGGAGGGGGGUCAGUUAAGUGAAAGCAUGGACCAUGGAGGAGUUGGCCAAUAUGAAAUUGGCAUGGAACAUUGUGAAAAAUUUGAGAUUUCGGAAACUAGUGUAAACAGAGGUCCAGAAAAGAUCCGACCAGAAUGCUUUGAGUUACUACGUGUACUUGGCAAAGGAGGUUAUGGAAAGGUUUUUCAAGUACGAAAAGUAACAGGAGCAAAUACUGGAAAAAUUUUUGCCAUGAAAGUUCUUAAAAAGGCGAUGAUUGUAAGGAAUGCAAAAGAUACAGCACACACAAAAGCUGAGCGUAAUAUCCUGGAGGAAGUGAAGCAUCCCUUCAUUGUAGAUUUAAUUUAUGCCUUUCAGACUGGUGGAAAACUCUACCUCAUCCUUGAGUAUCUCAGUGGAGGAGAACUAUUUAUGCAGUUAGAGAGAGAGGGAAUUUUUAUGGAAGACACAGCCUGCUUUUACUUGGCAGAGAUCUCAAUGGCUUUGGGGCACUUACAUCAAAAAGGAAUCAUCUAUCGAGAUCUGAAGCCGGAAAAUAUCAUGCUUAAUCAUCAAGGUCAUGUAAAGCUAACAGACUUCGGACUGUGUAAAGAAUCUAUUCAUGACGGAACAGUCACACACACUUUCUGUGGAACAAUAGAAUACAUGGCCCCUGAAAUCUUGAUGAGAAGUGGGCAUAAUCGUGCUGUGGACUGGUGGAGUUUGGGGGCAUUGAUGUAUGACAUGCUGACUGGAGCACCCCCAUUCACUGGGGAGAACCGAAAGAAAACCAUUGACAAGAUUCUCAAAUGUAAACUCAACUUGCCUCCCUACCUCACGCAAGAAGCCAGAGAUCUGCUUAAAAAGCUGCUAAAAAGAAAUGCUGCCUCACGUCUAGGAGCUGGUUCUGGAGAUGCUGGAGAAGUUCAGGCUCACCCUUUCUUCAGACACAUUAACUGGGAAGAGCUGCUAGCUCGGAAGGUGGAACCUCCCUUUAAACCAUUAUUGCAAUCCGAAGAGGAUGUGAGCCAGUUUGAUUCAAAGUUUACACGUCAGACACCUGUUGAUAGUCCAGAUGACUCAACUCUCAGUGAAAGUGCCAACCGGGUCUUCCUGGGGUUUACGUAUGUGGCUCCAUCCGUACUUGAAAGCGUAAAAGAGAAGUUUUCUUUUGAACCAAAAAUUCGAUCACCUCGCAGAUUCAUUGGCAGUCCUAGGACACCAGUCAGCCCUGUAAAGUUCUCCCCUGGGGAUUUCUGGGGAAGAGGUGCUUCAGCCAGUGCACCAAAUACGCAGACACCUGUGGAAUAUCCAAUGGAGACAAGUGGAAUAGAACAAAUGGAUGUGACAGUUUGUGGAGAGGCCUCAGCACCACUUCCAAUACGACAACCAAACUCUGGGCCAUAUAAAAAACAAGCCUUUCCCAUGAUUUCCAAACGGCCAGAGCACUUGCGCAUGAAUCUAUGACAACACAACCUUUUUUUUUUUCUUUUUUUAAACCCAUAAAGGUGGAAAAACAAAGAAUGGACAUAAGCCCCCUGCCAGUUUAAAUGUGAGGGCUCAUAUGGUUUACUUUUUAAAAGUGACAGUAUCAGAGUCAUUGCACAGAACGACUUGGAAAGAAAAAAACAAACACAUGGAUUUUUUUCUAUUAAUCAAUGGUGCAUAAAAAAAACUUAAGCAAAAUGGUAUUGCAGAACUUUAGGCACAUCAGCUAACUGAUUCCCAGUGACAUCAUCUCGCCUUAUCAAGGAUUUUUCAGGUUGAUAGCUUGAAACUGACAGUAUUAAGGGUAGGAUGUUGCUCCAGAAUCACUGUCUAGUCAUGAUUGUGUCAAGAAGGGUUAGCCCUUUCACUAGGCAGAGUGUGAAAUGCCUAUAAUUCUUGCGUCUGAGGAUUAAUUAGCAUGCAAGCUUGAUCCAACUGUUUCCUACAAUGGUGUGGAAUCAAAGAUGAAAGAUAAACUUAACAAUUGAUGUUUCACGUGCAAACAACUUAAUGAAUUUUUUUUAUAUAAAUAUAUAUUUUUCAAAUAGAUUUUUUGAUUCAGCUCAUUAUGGAAAGUAUCCCAAAAUUUAAAACAAUUAUUUGUUGGUGUGAAGAAAAGGUAGACUGACUGACUUCUUUUUCUUCUCCUGGUGAAACAGUACAUUGGUAAAGGAAUCAUUGUUAAUUACGUACAUGGCUAUUGGGGGUAAGAGGAGGGAGAGAAUUGUCUUAUUUGCUUACCCAGCUAAAAUAUCUAUAUCUGUAUCGCUAAGAAAAACAAAUCCUAAUCAAAUGGCAAUGCUGCUAUGUUCUAGGCUUAACUGGAAGCCAUGGGCUGCCCACACAUCCUGCAUAUUUCAUCAUUGUCUUUGGCAGACAUUUCACUGGAAAAAAUUGUCUUUCAUUUGUAUGCCAGUCAUUUGGUUCAAGACAGCUGAACAUGUUCAGAUUCUUAUCCAUCUAAACAGGUCAGGAUAAAAUCCAUCAGAAGGCAAGGGUCAGGGAAUGCAUUGCCACAGUGAACAUCUACAAGUUCAACAAGUCAUAAGUGACUAAAAGCUUUUCAACUAAUGGGUAAGAAUUAGAGGGAUUUUUGUAUGGUUUUUAUCUCGCAGUUCCACAAAAAUUAAAGUAACUUUUCUCCUGUGCUGGGGCAACAAGUUUGCUGAUUGUAUUUUAAAAAAAAAGAAAAGAGAGAGAGAGAAAAGUAUUAGAUGGCCUUUCAAUGAAUGUCUUCCACAGUGGGUCAGAACUUUAGCAACUUAAUUUAGGAAACAUGUUCUAAAGAUACUAUUUAUGUUCUUGAAAUUGUCAUUAAAUCUGUACAAAUGAUUUACAGGUACAAAGAAUAAAAUAAAGGUCACUGUACCUUACUUAAAUACUUCCUGCCUUAAAGAAAGCAUUUCCAUGAACAUAGCUGGUGAAAGGGUUAAUAUCUGCAGAGCUUUACCCUAGUUAGAGUGAGUGUAUGAUGUGCAUGUGCGUGUAAAUGAUCAUGCAACUGCAUACAAGUCCUGUCACUUUUCGCUUGUCUCACGUUGCAUUAUCUUCAGUCUGACUGUGCAAAGUCUAGUUCUGGUGUUCAUAACAGUAGGGAUCUCUAUAAAUUCUGCUUGCUCUGUGUAUAGUGAAUCUUCUUGAGCCAUAGGAUCCAAGCCAUAAAACUCUCUAAGCACGUUGAAUCCAGUCAGAGAGGCACCACCUUCUACAACUUGCAAGUCAGUAGGGUUGAAUGAAAUCUUAUUAAUCCCCCUAUAAAAUACAAAUGUCAGUACUUGACUUUUUAAUUUUCUUAUGAUUAACAAAAUUACUAUUAGCAGUUUUCUUUCUGAGGAGCCUUUGUGGUGGCCUGUUUUUCAUUUUUGUAAGGAAAAUCAAGUUAUGGUAACAUUAAAGCUCCACGAGUUUGCCAGCACCAUUGGCACAAAAAUUGUACUGGAAGAGAGUGCCAUUUUUCAUUCUUUUACGGGGCCAUUGGUGACGUGUUGUGGAACUGAGAUCAUAACCCUCAUACUCCAUACAUCUAAAGCACAUUUGCAACAGGCAUCACUGCAAGCAGUAUCUGCUUUGUGCCACUUGUUAUAGAGUUUCCAAACAUGUUUACUAAAUAUAGCAGAAGUGAUAUGAAAGACCAAAAUCCAAUGAUUUUUUUUUAAAGCCAACCAAUUAUCUCUUGCUCCUAUUUACAAGUAACAGUUGUACUCUGGCUGGCUGGAUAUAAUCAUCCAAUAGAGUUGAUUAGUAUGGCUGGCAAGAAUGGCAAGAGUUGUUUGUCAGAGUUCAUUGCUUAAUUACAUAUCCAGUUUAUUAUUUUAGAAGUAAAUUUCAUGUACUAUUAAAAAUGUUUCGUUGCCUGGACAUAAGUCUAAUACCCUACCAUAACUGUGAAACUUUUGGAGUGUGACUCAGACAGCAAGCACACACUAUGCAAUAUGGUUUAUCCUGUAUUUAUUUGUAAAAAUAUCAGACAUAGAUCUUCUUUAUAUAUAUAUACAUAUAUAUAUAUUAGUGUCAAUAUUAAUAGUCAUGAACUUUUAAGGGGAGUGGAGUUCAAACUCCUGUAUAGCUACUUCAGACAAAUGCUAGUAUACAGAGUGCAUUGAAUAUUGGAGAGCUUAACAAGUGCUUUUUUUGUUCAUUUCAAAAAUUGUCUUAAAUUUUUCUUUAGAGUAUAGAAUCUUAUUUUUAUUUUUUACAAACUGUGCUUUUUUAAUUAUAAUCACUGAACAUUUUGCUAUCAUUUGACUUUUAUAGGAUUUUUGUAGCAUUACAAAAAAUAUAGUAAAACUGAGGUUAAUAUCUGCUGUGGGUAACCAUGUAAAAGUAUUAAAUCUUAAACUUGAACCAGAUUCAAUUUUUUUUUUACUAGCUGUUAAAUUAGAGGGCUAUUUUGUUCUGCAGUUCAUUCUAGAAACUCUAAAGACUUAUAGGUUGGCUGUGUUACCAGCAUUUUUUUCUUUCCCAUUUGAUGUGGAACACUUUCAACACUUUCUCUAUAGAAGGAGUGAUACAUACAUACAUUUGAUUCCAUUAAUGUACUGAACUUUGUAAUUUUGGGAAUGCUGGAAUAAUUCCUACCGAGACUGUCUUAAUUGUGCCAUCUGACAUUUGAAUGUCAUCCUGGUAUUAGCUGGUAAUAAAAGAUAAAAAUGCGUCACUUGUUCUCUUGAAUACCCCCCCCCCUUUUUUUUUUUUAAGUGUGUAUUCCUAUAAGAAAAGCUAAACUUCUGGAGAACAGAUAUUAAUGUUUGUGUCCACUCUAAUUCUGGAGAUAUUGGUUUACUUGGGUUUAUUGUCUCCUUAAUAAAUGAGUAACUCCUGGUCUGUUAACAGUCAUGGAAGAGUGCAUAUUCAGAUCAAGAAGGAGACUGCAACUCUUUAAUAUCAGAAAACCCAAGCAUUUGUUGCCCUGUCUCUACAGCAAUAGUCUCAAGUAAUCUGUGUUCACAAAGCAAGAUACUGUGUGUUCCAUUGUUCCAGGUACUGCUACACUUAAUCUACUGGGGGGGAAAUUCCUGUUAAUCAAGAGUCUGUCCUUAUCAUGAACAGCACAAGUAUUGUCUCAAGGAAAUAAGACAUUUCUAUGCUACAUGUGUAGAUUCUUGGGGGUUGGGGGUGUGUGGUUCAUUGUGUAUUUUUACAAACUGUUCUUUUCUGCUAUAUCAAAUUGACUUUGUAUCUAUCUGUAAAACUCUUCAGCUGCCUUAUUAGGAGUGGUAUGAGGGUAAUCCCCGUUCUGCUUUUCAUUUUGUAUUUAGUUUACUGUAAUAAAAUAUACUUGAUUUCUGAAUGGAUGUAAAUAGCAAUUAAAUGCAAAUUUGAAUGAA